This is a messenger RNA of Cervus elaphus (red deer), 1606 nucleotides long. It is a transcript of the gene SHLD3, whose product is annotated as shieldin complex subunit 3. The transcript is spliced from 2 exons. Lineage: Eukaryota; Metazoa; Chordata; Mammalia; Artiodactyla; Cervidae. Bases 248 to 1006 code for a protein of 252 amino acids. The record is from RefSeq and is a predicted model, not a curated record. Gene Ontology annotation, biological process: positive regulation of double-strand break repair via nonhomologous end joining; negative regulation of double-strand break repair via homologous recombination; positive regulation of isotype switching.
CCGGAACGUGCGCUUUCUGUUUUCUUCCGAGCGAAGUGAACCUCUUCAGCCUCCGUAGGCAGUGGGCUCAAAGUGCCGGUCAAAAUGGAGGUGAAUCCCCCCAAACAGGAGCACCUACUGGCCCUGAAAGGUCCUGUUUCCCUCUGAUUUGGAAAGAGAGAGUCUUGUAAUUAUAAAUUACAUUCUAGCUCUGAGGAGCUCAGCUAAGAAAUUUUCUCUUCAUUAAGAAUAGAAGGAUUACUGCAGAAUGACUACAGAAGUAAUAUUACAUUAUCGACCAUAUGAGAGUGAUCCCACACAACUGCCAAAAAUUGCAGAGAAAUCAAUUCAAGACUUUCCUACACGUCCGCUAUUGAGAUUUAUUCCUUGGUUUCCACAUGAUGGGUCCAGACUUCCACUCAAACCUAAAAGAUCACCGCCUGGGAUUUCUGAAGAGGCAGCUGAAGAUGUGAGACAGUACUUAGCCAUUUCAGAACAUAGUAUUAAAUCACAGAGUUAUGAUUGCACAGUAGAUCUGUUGGAGUUUCAACCCAAUUUGAAAAGAAAGAAGCACUUAAUACAAUCACACACGCUGAAUGAACAGACUAAUUCUGGAAGUCUGGAGAAACAGGCAGAAAAAGAAAAACGGCACAAGAAAAGGUCUUGGAGUGUAUCAUCACUUCCCAGCAGUAAUUGUACUGAAAAUGUUUUUCCUUUGUCUAAAAAAUUGCAAGAUAAUCUAAAGGCACUAAAUUUGCACUCAUUUUAUAGAGCAAGAUGGACAAUAGAUCACACUAUUUGUAACAACCAGACUCUGGAAGACAUUUGGGCAAAACUCAAUCGAAUUAUCAGGCACAAUGAACUUCCAUCUUGUAAUGCUACAAUUCAGAGACAUUUAGGCCAGAUAUGGGUGUUCUGUGAUAUUAUGUACUGUGAAUAUGUGGGGAAUCUUCUUAAAGGAAGAUUAGCUCUUACUGGGAAAAUUAAUUUAUUUGUGCAUAAAUAUGGUGUUAUUUUUAGUAUGUAAUGAAUUACAGUGAUUGUCCAAAAAAAGAAUAUUCUGAAUGAACCGAGUAGGAAGUGAAACAGAAUUUUUAAGUGUGUGGUUAUAUAUAAAAUUUGUGUCCCAGAAGUAAAUAUCAGGUGCAUUCCUAGGCUUUUCAAUUAAGUCAGGAACUUUCUGGGUUCUACUUUGAGCAGCUUUCCUUUAAAUGAAUUGUGAUGAAUUAUUAUUCAAACUGAAUUUAGAGGUAAAAUGUUCUACUCCUUUGUUCUGUUACUGCUUUUCCACUAGUUCAAUUAGAUAUUCCUGUGAAUUACAGUGAAUGGUUUGGAUUUUGGUAAAUUCCCAGAAUCUAAUUUUAUAGGAUUUUUUUCUUAACUCGCCUAAAGUGUAAUGAUUUUUUUUUAAAAAUAAAACUAAAACCAGUUCUGUUGGGAAUGAUACUCAUGUGGCAUAAUGUAAUUCAGAUUGAAAGACCAGCCCAUAUUCUGCUUAUUAUGGCCAAAGAUAUGUAAUAGACGAUAGCUGAUGUGUUGUUUUGAAACAAAAGUACAAAAUGUAUAAUUUGUCUAAGACCGUAAUAUAUAUUUUAGGCAAUAAACAUUUUUUGAGUGAAGUAUCAAA